Molecule: messenger RNA, 5039 nt
Organism: Brassica napus (rape)
Lineage: Eukaryota; Viridiplantae; Streptophyta; Magnoliopsida; Brassicales; Brassicaceae
Exons: 2
Coding region: 1140-2186 (348 amino acids)
Molecular function (GO): catalytic activity
Source: RefSeq, a predicted model, not a curated record
CAAGGUAGGAUGGGGGAAAACGAAACGAGGAAGAUGGUAUAAGAGCAAUUGUCGGCUCUUUACAGUGAGUUGGGACAAUGGCCUUAGUUGGAAUUAUGGAACCAGACGGUGUGGUGUCGCUUUGAACAUGUAUGCGGGAAACGUUUACUUAUCUUUCGUGACAAGAAAGGGUCAUAUUGAGAACUCCACAUGUAAGGGCACAUGCGGUUUUUACUACAGGAUUGGGCCUGAGAUGUAGUGAUUAUGGGGGGGGGGGGGGGGGGCGCGAACAGGGAGACAGGGAUGUGACUGUCUGGUUCGCCGACAUGAUCCAGGAGUUGUCUCGGAAUUAAAGUGGUCAACACUAAGUUGGACGUUCAAAUGUAUGGGGUUUUGGAAUGGGUUGGCUGAGCUGCUAAUAGGGAAACAAGUUCUCUGGUUGGUCUCAUUAAACCAAUUACAGAGAGCAGAUGCGAACAUGGUAAUGGCUCUCAAGAUGGGUAACAAACUGGAGAAGGGGGCUGUUAGGAGAUUAAUAUGUCGCCUUGACGUGCUCUACAUAUUACCUAGAACUUCAACUAUGAUAUUCUUUUUUCACAAUGGUAAAAAUUCAAGGAACAGGGGUGUUUUGGAGGAGUUAUGUGGAUUGGGAUGGAAAGAGAAUUUAUGUUUUUUGGAUAUAGUAUUGAUAGCAAAUGAUCAGGUUGGUGUAUUUGGUUUGUUUGUUGUUAUAUUGUUGGGGCUUUGGAAUCAUAUAGGAGGCGUUUCCAAUUUUACCGUGCGUAAUUUCAAGAUUCUACACAACUUUUUAUCAUGGUGCGGUAUAGAGAUAGACUUAUUUCUGAAGUCAUAUUUCGGGAUGUGGGUUUAUUUGGAUUGGAGGUCAUGUGACAUUAACGUAAAGAUUAAUGUAAAGAUUGGUUUUCUCCUAAUCAGGUUUUCAAGGGCUCAGCUGUAUCCAUGGGUACGAGUAUUUUUAUUUCAUGUAUCUUAUGUAAAUCGGGAAACUGGUAGAUAUGGGAGAAAUGAACUUUCAAUAUCAUUUUGGACUUCUAUGGAAUGGUUCAGAGCACAAAGAAAGGAAAUUAGUUGAACUGUGGAAAUAGAGUACCAUUACACCCGUCGACUUGCCUGAGCAAACAAAGAAUAAAUUUUUUUAAAUGAAGGUAUUAAGUUGGAAUUGCCGAAGAAUGGGAAGUAAGUGGACUAUAAGCUAUUUGAGUGAGAUAAGGCAUAAACAUAAACUGAACUUUUUAUUUUUAGCAGAAACAAAACAAGAUUCAGAGUUUGUCCAAAACUUUCAAGUUCACUUUGGUUUUGAUAAUCUGGUCACAGUGGACCCAGUGGAGAGAAGUGGGGGAUUAGCGUUUUUUUACAAUAAUGAGUAUCAAGUUAAGGUAUUAUAUUCUAGUAACCGAAUGAUUGAUGUGGAAGCGGAAGUUCUGGGCAAAACAGUUUAUCUUACUUUUGUAUAUGGGGAUCCAGUUCAAAAAAUGCGGGAACAAGUGUGGGAACGAUUAACUAGAUAUGGUCUGGCGCGAUCCGAACCCUGGUUCAUUAUUGGUGAUCUCAAUGAGAUUACUGGAAAUCAUGAAAAAGAAGGAGGAUUUACGAGGAGUGCGGAUUCAUUUAUUCCUUUUAAUAACAUGAAAAGAAAUAGUGGUUUACUAGAAUUUCCGGCUUGGGGAAACAAAAUGUCAUGGCAAGGGAGAAGAGGAAAAGGGAAAGGGGUGGUGAUGGUUCGAUGUCGUUUAGACCGUGCUUUAGCAAAUGAAGAGUGGCAUACUCUAUUUCCCUGUUCUUUUACAGAGUAUUUGGGGAUGGUGGCUUCUAAUCAUCGGCCAGUGGUGGCUUAUCUAGAAGAUAAAGUUCCAAGAAGGAAAGGACAAUUUCGGUUCGAUAAGAGAUGGAUUGGACAAGCGGAUCUCGUGGAUUUGAUUACAAUGAGUUGGAUAGACUACAACGAAGGAAGAGUAGAAGGGAGAGCAGAGAGUAUAGUGACAAAAAUUAGUAAUUGUCGUCAUGAAAUUGCUAAAUGGCAGAAAAAUAAUCCUCCUUAUGGAAAAGAAAAAAUACAUGAGUUACAACAAGCUCUUGAAGAAGUACAAACAGAUAAUACAAGGUCUCAAGAGGAUAUUAUGGAGGUGUCUAGGAAAUUACAAGAUGCAUAUAAGGAUGAAGAAGAUUACUGGCACCAGAAAAGCUGAAACAUGUGGUAUUCAUCUGGGGAUUUUAAUACAAAAUUUUAUCACGCUUUAACUAAACAACGGCGGGUUCGUAAUAGAAUUGUUGGACUACAUGAUGCUGAUGGGAAUUGGAUUACAGAGGUUAAUGGUGUGGAAAAGGUGGCAAUAGACUAUUUCGAAGAUCUUUUUACUACCACCUCCCUAUCGGAAUUCGAUAGUUUUCUGACAGAGGUUACACCGGGUAUUACUCCUCAGAUGAACCAACGCUUGUUGAGGCUAGCGACGGAGGAGGAGGUUAGAGAGGUUUUGUUUAUGAUGCACCCAGAAAAGGCGCCAGGACCGGACGGCAUGACAGCCCUUUUUUUCCAACACUCCUGGCAUAUCAUUAAGAAUGAUCUGGUAGAAAUGGUAAAUAAUUUCUUGGUUUCAGGAGAAAUGGAUGCAAGAUUUAAUAUUACUAAUAUCUGCAUGAAUCCAUAGACGGAGAGACCUACAAGGAUGACGGAAUUGAGGCCAAUCAGCCUAUGUAAUGUAGGAUAUAAAAUUAUUUCGAAGGUUUUGUGUCAGCGAUUGAAAAUUUAUCUUCCCUUACUCAUAUCUGAAACUCAAUCGGCAUUCGUGGCAGGAAGAUUAAUCUCGGAUAAUAUUCUUAUUGCCCGGGAAAUGUUCCAUGGAUUGCAGACCAAUAAAGCAUGUCAAAGAAAGUAUAUGGCAAUUAAAACGGAUAUGAGCAAAGCGUACGAUAGAGUGGAAUGGGACUUUAUUAAGGCCUUAUUACAAAAAAUGGGUUUUGAUCUUCGUUGGAUCAAAUUGAUGAUGGAAUGUAUUUCAUAUUCAAUAUCGAGUUCUUAUAAAUGGUCAACCACGUGGCCUCAUUGUUCCAAAUAGGGGUUUACGUCAAGGAGAUCCUUUAUCAUCUUAUUUAUUUAUUCUCUGCACUGAGGCUUUAAUUGCAAAUAUAAAAAAGGCAGAGAGAGGGCAACAACUAACGGGAAUGAAGGUAGCUAGAGCUUCCCCAUCGAUAUCUCACUUGUUUUUUGCGGAUGAUAGUAUUUUCUUUUGUAAAGCUCAAAAGAAAGAGUGUCAAACCAUUCUUAGGAUUUUGAAGGAAUAUGAGGCAGCUAAUAAAUUUUGAUAAGUCUUCAAUUCAAUUUGGACAUAGGAUUGAAGAACCCGUUAGACAGGAAUUAAGGGAUAUUUUGGGCAUUCAGAAUCUUGGAGGAAUGGGAUCCUACCUGGGUUUACCAGAAAAUAUGGGGGGAUCAAAGAUCCAAGUUUUUAGCUUUGUACAAGAUCGUUUAAAUAAUAGAGUCAAUGGGUGGACUUUCAAGUUUUUCACAAAAGGCGGAAAGGAAGUGAUCAUUAAAUCAGUGAUUACGGCAUUACCAAAUCAUACGAUGUCUUGCUAUCGUUUACCAGUGUCACAAUUCUGAUGGAGUUCAGGGGAAAGUACAAGAGGCAUGCACUGGAAAUCAUGGGACAAAGUAUGUGUAGAUAAGGAUGAAGGAGGUUUGGGGUUCAAAGAUAUCACUGAUUUCAACACAGCGAUGCUUGGUAAACAGUUAUGGCGUCUAAUAGAGAGGCCAAACACUUUAUUCUCUCGAGUUUUCAAAGGUCGGUAUUUUAGAAAUGCUUCACCUUUGGAACCGAUUCGUUCAUAUUCUCCGUCAUAUGGCUGGCGGAGUAUUGUUUCUGCUAGAUCUUUGGUAAGCAAAGGACUAAUCAAACGGGUGGGAUCAGGUUCUUCUAUAUCUGUAUGGAAUGAUCCAUGGCUCCUAACCACUCAUCCGAGACCAGCCAAUAAAAAUCAACAUAAUUUAUAUCUGGACCUUACAGUAGAGUCUCUCAUUGACUCUACCUCACGCACUUAGAAUUCACAGGUAAUUCAGGUUUUGGUGGAUCCACAGGAUGCAAAACUUAUAGAAAGCAUACCAUUGAGCAGGACUCAGAGGGUAGAUAGAGAUGGAUAUCACUUCACAAAAAAUGAGAAAUAUACGGUCAAAUCAGGAUAUCAGGUAGAAUGGAUCUAUCCAGAUAGGGAAAGGCCACCAUUAUUGAUUGGUCCCACAGUUGAUGUCCUGAAGGCUUUCUGCUGGAAAAUACGAUGCCCACCAAAGUUAAAACAUUUCCUAUGACAAUUAGUGACAGGAUGUAUGGCAGUGAAGAAGAAUUUACAAGCAAGGGGGAUACAAGGGGGGUAUUUGUUAUGGAAGAUGUGGAGCCCAGGAGGAAUCCAUAAACUAUGUGUUUUUUUGAAUGUCCUCCAGUAAUCCAGGUUUGGGCUCUUUCGAAGAUACCAUCAAAUCCAGCUAUUUUUCCAACAAGUUCUCUCUUCACAAACAUGGAUCAUCUGUUCUGGAGAGUUUUCUCGCAGAUGGAAGAUCAUCAGUUUGUAUGGAUACUAUGGUACAUAUAGAAAUCUAGGAAUGAUAAAGUUUUCAGUAAUCUAGAUAUGGAUCCUUUGGAUACGCUUAAAUUGGCAGAAACAGAAUCAACACUGUGGGCUGAGGCACAAAAAUUGAAUGAACAGAGGACAAUACCACAAAUAGUAAAUACGAUCAUGCCGUCAAUUCCAGGAAGAUGGUGUUUUUCGGAUGGCUCAUGGAAAGAAGGUGAUACUUUUUCAGGACAAGGUUGGUUCAGCACCUUACAAGGCGCUACUCUGGACAAUGGAAUGUAUGAGGAAUUCUCUCCCCUUCAUGCGGAGAUGGAAGCGCUACUCUGGACAAUGGAAUGUAUGAGGAAUUUACGUCAAUAUCAGGUUACGUUUGCUACGGAUUGUUCUCAGUUGGUGAAGAUGGUUUCGGAACAGAAGAAUGACCAAUUUUUGCAAAUUAUUUGGAAGAUGUCAAGAUCCUGAAAGAGAGUUUCGCC